GUUCGGACUUUUCACCGCUAGGCGAAUCGUCUCGUGUACGAAGGGAAAAUGGCCGAGUACUUGGCUUCAAUUUUUGGCACAGAAAAGGAUAAAGUCAACUGCUCCUUCUAUUUCAAGAUCGGAGCAUGUCGACAUGGAGAAAGAUGUUCACGAUUACACAACAAACCCACAUUUAGUCAGACUGUGCUGUUACAGAACCUUUACCUGAACCCACAGAAUGCAGCGCUAACAGCAGAUGGUUCUCAUAUCCAAAUGGAUGACCUUGAACUGCAGCAGCACUAUGAUGACUUCUUUGAGGAAGUUUAUGUUGAGAUGGAAAAGUAUGGAGAGAUUGAGGAGAUGAAUAUCUGUGACAACCUAGGGGACCAUUUAGUUGGAAACGUCUACGUCAGAUUCCGUUAUGAAGAGGACGCAGAGAAGGCUGUGAAUGACCUGAACAAUCGCUGGUUCAACGGGCGCCCAAUCCACGCGGAGCUGUCUCCUGUCACAGACUUCAGAGAAGCUUGCUGCAGGCAGUAUGAGAUGGGAGAGUGUACCAGAGGUGGUUUCUGUAACUUCAUGCACUUGAAGCCGAUAUCGCGUGAGCUGAGGCGUGAACUGUAUGGUCGUACCAGGAAGAGGGGAGGAGGAGGGGGAGGAAGAAGAUCUCGCUCCAAGUCCCCUGUAGGAUCCCGCCGAAGCCGCAGCAGGAGUCGUGAACGCCCACGCAAGAGGUCCAGGAGCCGAGAACGUCAAGGACGUGACCGGCGCAGAUCACGCUCGCGUGAGAGGGAGAGCAGAUCGGGCAGGUUUUAGAGGAAACCGACUGGAAUUAUUCUUCUCUUCUCAUUGUUUUCAUUCACACAUCAUUUUCUGAGGGAUUUUCUUCCUUGUAUCAUUAGUAUGUCUAAAAUUUGUUCAGAUGAAAUUAGAUGAACCUCUUCCUGCAGAAAUUUCACUUAAUCUCUGCAAAAUGUCUGCUGUUUUAUUAAAAGAAAAAUGUUGGUUUCAGAGAUCACACUUGGUAUCCAUAUUUUAAGACUUUGUUAACCUAAGUUAAUAAACUUAUCCUUAAAAUUACAUGUUGCCUUGAUCAGUAUGUGGUUGACUUCAAUUUGAUUCUGUUAUUACAUGUCUUUGGGGCCAUUUUAAGUGAACCCGCCACUCAGAGUAGAGAUGUUAUUAAAUAGACUUAUCAUUAAUAUUUUGAUAGUAUUGGUCUCUGAAUAAAAUCAUUUUAUCAUAA
Molecule: messenger RNA, 1225 nt
Organism: Liolophura sinensis
Lineage: Eukaryota; Metazoa; Mollusca; Polyplacophora; Chitonida; Chitonidae
Product: splicing factor U2AF 35 kDa subunit-like
Exons: 8
Coding region: 49-795 (248 amino acids)
Biological process (GO): mRNA splicing, via spliceosome
Cellular component (GO): U2AF complex
Molecular function (GO): RNA binding; metal ion binding
Source: RefSeq, a predicted model, not a curated record